AUGUCGUCGGGUUUAAUUCGUCGGGACAAUGGCCACAAAACUCACUACUUUGCCAGCUCAGAUGAGUCCAAAAUCUGCGUGGUCAUGGUCGGCCUCCCAGCCAGAGGCAAGAGUCUUAUAGCUGGCAAAGCCAUGAGAUAUCUCGCGUGGGUCGGUAUCCCAGCUCGCGUAUUCAAUGUUGGCAGCUAUCGUCGACAGGGCACGCCGCAGCCCAACGCCACUUUCUUUGACCCUCACAACGAGGAGGGCGAGAAGAUGCGCCGUGCUGCGGCCGAUGCCGCAAUCACAGACAUGAUCCAGUGGUUCGAAGCUGGCAAGGGCGUUGUCGCGAUCUUGGACGCGACGAACUCGACGAAAGAGCGCCGCCGUUGGAUCAAUGAACGCUGCCGACAGGCUAACAUCGAGACGUUAUACGUCGAGUCGAUAUGUGACGAAGAGGACUUGAUCAUGAGCAACAUCCGCGAGGUCAAGACGACAUCCCCGGAUUACAAGGGGCAGGACCCGGAACUUGCUGCUCGGGAUUUCCGCGAGCGAAUCCGCAAUUACGAGAAGAUCUAUGAGACCAUCGAUGACAACGAGAAGAGUUAUACCUACGUAAAACUCAUCAACGUGGGCUCGACGGUCAUCAUCAACCAGAUCAAGGAUUAUCUGUCUAGUCGGCUGGUCUAUUAUAUCCAGAACCUUCAUAUCAAGCCUCGCUCGAUCUGGUUAUCUCGGCAUGGAGAGUCAGAAUACAACUUGACGGGAAAGAUUGGAGGCGACUCCAACAUCUCUGAACGUGGAGAGGCUUACGCCAAAGCUCUACCGGGUCUUCUAAAGAAGUCCGGUGUACCGCCGAAUACGAAGAUUGUGAUCUGGACCUCUACGUUAAAACGCACGAUCCAGACAGCUCGUCAUUUGGCUGCCGAAACUGGCUUCGAGAAGCUGGAGUGGAAGGCUUUGGAUGAGCUUGACUCGGGAGUUUGUGAUGGACUUACCUACGAGGAAAUCGCCGAAAAAUACCCCGAGGAUUUUGCCGCCCGCGACGAAGACAAGUACAACUACCGCUACCGGGGUGGAGAAUCGUAUCGAGAUGUUGUCAUUCGCUUGGAACCUAUUAUUAUGGAGCUGGAGCGCAGUGAGAACGUUAUCAUAGUGACCCACCAGGCCGUGUUGCGCUGCAUAUACGCCUACUUCCUUAAUACACCACAGGAGCAGAGUCCCUGGAUGGAAGUUCCCCUCCACACGCUGAUCAAGCUCACACCGCGUGCAUACGGCACGGAGGAACAACGGUUCAAGGCCGACAUUCCUGCUGUGUCGACCUGGCCCUUCACGGCUCGACCGCUCGUCGAGUUCAAACCGCGCGACCGCUCGCGCAUCGAAUCCGUCCUCGCCUACGGGGACCGCGUCCUCGUAGGACUGAAUAACGGGAGCCUACGGAUCUACCGCGUGAACGAGGUGGAGGAUGAGUCGUCCGGCGGCGGCGACACGAACGAUACCAAGGGGGCGAAUGCACAUGGGGAGAGUAAUACUACGAAUGGCGGGGCUACGACGGCACAUCUACCGCCGGUCAAGAUCAAGCAGACGGAUUUGCUGCGCGAGGUGGAGAAGUUCUCGCGGUACAAGGUCGAGCAGUUGGCUCUCAUUAAGGAGGCGAAGCUUUUGGUCUCGCUGUCUGGUGGGUAUGUCUCUAUCCAUGAUCUGCAGACGUAUGCGCUGCAGGAGCAGUUGACGCGGUCCAAGGGCGCGUCGACCUUUGCGGUGACCUCGAAUAUUGAUAAUGAUCCGGAGACCGGCGUGCCGUCUAUUGUGUCUCGGUUGGCGGUUGCGGUUAAGCGGAAGAUUUUGUUGUGGGUUUGGAGGGAUAUGGAGGUUGAGGGGGAGGUGGUCGAGAUGAGUUUGGUCAGUGGGAUCAAGACGUUGACCUGGGUGUCGGGGACCAGGUUGGUGGCGGGCUUGGGGUCUAGCUUUGUGAUGGUGGAUAUUGAGAAGGCUAGUGUCACGGAUCUGGUGGGCCCGGGGAGUAUUGGUGGCCUUGGGGGUCAGGAAACUGGGAGGCUGACGGGCGUCGGGGUUGCUAGUAUGAGUUAUAUUGGUAUCGGGGGGUCUGCGCCGAAGCCGUUGGCGACGCGGUUGUCUGAGGGUCAGGUCCUGUUGGCGAAGGAUAUCAAUACGCAGUUCAUCGAUAUCAAUGGCGCCUCGCUGGGGAGGCGGCAGAUUCCUUGGAGCCAUGGUCCGGCGGAUAUCGGGUAUUCGUAUCCGUUUCUGCUGGCUUUACAUGAUGCGUCGAAGGGCGUCUUGGAGGUGCGCAACCCGGAGACCUUGUCUUUACUCCAAUCCGUGCCAUUGCCGUCCGCCAAUAUCUUGCACAUUCCUCAGCCAACUAUCAGUUUGGCGCAUGCGGGCAAGGGGUUCUUGGUGGCGAGUGAUCGCACGAUUUGGCGCAUGGAGGCGCUCAGCUACGAUACCCAGAUUGACUCGCUCGUGGAGAAAGGGUAUCUGGACGAGGCGAUCAGUCUUGCGAGCAUGCUUGAGGACGCUCUCCUGAGAGAUAAACAGGGCCGGCUACGCGAGAUCAAGCUCGAAAAGGCCGAGGGACUGUUCAGGUUGCGCAAGUAUGCGGACUCGAUGGAUAUCUUCACCGAAAUAUCGGCCCCACCCGAGACUGUCAUCAGACUCUAUCCGAAGAUUGUGGCUGGAGAGCUGUCGUCGGUCACUGAGGAUCAGGAAGAAUCCGAAGACAGUGCCACCGAGAGUCCCUCUAAGACGCCCGACAACCAAAAGCAAGUCGAUGGUAAUCAUACUUCGGAUGUUGCUGUUGCAGCUACAGCCAAGACGCUUUCGCAUGCUCCCUCGGUCAUGUCGCUACUGCGGACCAAGACGGAUGACCUUAGUGAUGCGGCCAGUAUCCGGACGAGAAUGACCGAAGACGCCAAGACUGACAAGGCUCUCGAAGGAAAUGAUCUGAAGUUGGCUGUUCGUGAGCUGCAGAGAUAUCUGGCUGAUGUCCGUCGGCGGUUUCAGCGCUUCCUUAACCCUGACGGCUCUCUCAAAGUCUUUGAUAUGCCGACUGACGGAGCAACGGAUGAGCUGACUGAUUCCGUGUUGAAGCUGCUCGAGACCAGCACUAAGAAUAUUCAGGACCCUGAGUUCGGUGAGAAGCUCCGCGAGAAGGCCAAACUCGUUGAUACCACCCUCUUCCGGGCAUACAUGUAUGCAAUUCCCGCGUUGGCAGGAUCCCUCUUCCGUAUUGCGAACUUUUGCGACCCGGAUGUGGUCAUGGAAAAACUUGAGGAGACGGGUCGACACAAUGAUCUGAUUGAUUUCCUGUACGGCAAGAAGCUGCACCGACAGGCGCUGGAGCUUCUGCAAAGGUUCGGACAGGCUGAAGAAGAGGAAGAGACGGCUCCGCAGCUGCACGGGCCCAAGCGAACCGUCGUCUACCUGCAGAAUAUCCCACCAGAUCGGAUUGAUCUCAUCCUUGAAUUUGCAGAAUGGCCGCUGCGAGAAGACCCCGAGCUGGGCAUGGAGAUCUUCCUGGCGGACACGGAAAAUGCAGAGACUCUACCCCGGCAUCGCGUGUUGGACUUUCUGCGAGAGAUCGAUGUCAAUCUGGCCGUGCGAUACCUGGAGCAUGUUAUUGGCGAGCUAAAUGACAUGUCGCCGGACCUCCACCAGCAGCUGCUCAAUUUCUACUUGGACCGUCUGAAGAAAUACAGAAAGAAAGAAUGGGAAUUCGCUAGUGAAGAGGAUCACGUCGCGUGGCGAAACAAGUUCCUCACCAUGCUUAGGUCAAGCACGCAGUAUUCUCCGGCAAAGAUCUUGGACCGCCUCAAUCGUGACGAUCCCGAGUUCUUUGAAGCAAGAGCAAUCGUGUUCAGCAAGAUGGGACAGCACAAGCAGGCGCUGGAGAUCUAUGUGUUUAGGCUUGAGGACUAUGCUAAGGCCGAGGAAUAUUGCAACCAUCUCCACAAACAGGAUGAUCUAGCGUCUACCGAAGGUGGCCCUUGUGUAGCUUUGCUGGCUUACGAGGAAGACAAGCCAUCGAUCUAUUUGACUCUAUUAGCUCUCUAUUUAACUCCGCCACACGGAUACAAGCCACGGUAUGGUCCGGCACUCGAGGUGCUGGCCAAACACGGGUCUCGCCUGCCCCCCGGCUCAGCGCUGGAUCUGAUCCCCGAAACUCUCCCUGUAAAGGAGCUUGACUUCUACUUCAAGGGUCGCAUGCGCGCCGCCAACUCGAUCUUGAACGAGGGCCGGAUCGUGGCCAGCCUGCAGAAAGCAGAGAACAUCAAGACCCAAGCCCAAUUGCUGGUGGGCGAGGGCAUCGACCCCACGUCAUCGCGAUCCAGACACGUCACCAUCACCGAAGAAAGAGUCUGCGGCAUCUGCCACAAGCGAAUCGGGGGCAGUGUCAUUAAUGUGUAUCCAGAGUAA
This is a messenger RNA of Aspergillus homomorphus CBS 101889, 4416 nucleotides long. RefSeq names its product putative vacuolar morphogenesis protein AvaB. The transcript is spliced from 8 exons. The coding region runs from base 1 to 4416 and encodes 1471 amino acids. Gene Ontology annotation, cellular component: cytoplasm; fungal-type vacuole membrane. The record is from RefSeq and is a predicted model, not a curated record. Lineage: Eukaryota; Fungi; Ascomycota; Eurotiomycetes; Eurotiales; Aspergillaceae. Gene Ontology annotation, biological process: fructose metabolic process; vesicle-mediated transport; fructose 2,6-bisphosphate metabolic process. Gene Ontology annotation, molecular function: ATP binding; 6-phosphofructo-2-kinase activity.